Molecule: messenger RNA, 1548 nt
Organism: Emiliania huxleyi CCMP1516
Lineage: Eukaryota; Haptophyta; Isochrysidales; Noelaerhabdaceae
Exons: 2
Coding region: 1-1548 (515 amino acids)
Biological process (GO): non-motile cilium assembly
Cellular component (GO): BBSome; ciliary basal body; non-motile cilium
Molecular function (GO): protein binding
Source: RefSeq, a predicted model, not a curated record
AUGGAAACGGCGGCCUCGAGCGCCGCGAUCCCUGCCGGAGUCGACCCCGUGUUCGCGGCGCUGCACCGCUUCAACCGGGGACAGUACGACGCGUGCAUCUCCCUCUGCACUGCGCUGCUGGGCGAGAAUCCGUACGAUCAGGCCGUGUGGUGCCUCAAGUGCCGCGCAAUGACCAUGCAGGCGUUCAUCGACGACCUCGACUUUGAGGAGGAGGCGACGGCGGACGCCCUGCUCGACGAGAACGCCACAGCCGCACUACCGCGGCCGGGCACUUCUCUGACGCGUCCCAUGACCCAGUCCAAUGCGCCUGGCCAGCCAGGCCUCGGCAUGCGGCCCGUCUCGGCGAGCGGACGGCCGCUGUCUGGGUUCGCGAGGCCGGGGACGGGGUCGGCUCGUCCAGACUCGCGAGUGGGGUUGUCAGGCGCGCCGGCUGGGAUCCGCCCCGGCACGUCGCGACCGAUGACUGCGCUCGGUCGCUUGGUGCGUCUCGGGACGGCCUCACUGGUGGCGGCAGCGGGUGGGCCGUUCAUCAACGUGGACCGGCUUGACCUGAGAAAGUACGCGCAGCGACCGGCACUGUCGCGCGCGCUGUUCGAGUACCUGCUGUAUUUCGAACACAGCCCCAAGAAGGCGCUCGAGCUCGCGGCGCAUUGCACCGCCGCCGCGGGAUACGAGGACUGGUGGUGGAAGGAGCGGCUCGGCAAGUGCUACUACCAGCUCGGCCUCUACCGGGAGGCAGAGCGGCAGUACGCGGCAUCCGUCAAGACGCAGCCAAUGGUGGCGUCGUACCUGCAGCUGGCAAACGUGAGCCUGCGCCUUGACCAGCCAAAGGCCGCGCUUCUCAUCUACAAGCAGGGCGCCGAGAGGUACCCGCACGACACGGCACUGCUGCUCGGCGUGGCGCGCGUGCACGAGGCGCUGGGUGAGCUGCCGCUCGCGGUGGAGAGCUACAAGCGGGUGGCAGGCAUGGAUCCGUCCAACGUCGAGGCCAUUGCGUGCAUUGCGGCUAAUCACUUCUACUCUGGCCAGCCCGAGCUGGCGCUGCGUUUCUACCGCCGGCUAUUGCAGAUGGGGAUCCGCAACACUGAGCUGUGGUGCAACCUCGGCCUGUGCUGCUUCCACUCGUCGCAGUACGACAUGGCACUCUCGUGCCUCGAGCGCGCGCUCUUCCUCGCAUCGGACGACGCCAUGGCCGACGUGUGGUACAACAUUGGUCAGGUGGCGAUCGGGAUCGGCGACCUCGGCCUCGCGUACCAAGCGCUCAAGGUUGCGAUCUCGGCCGACUCGAACCACGCCGAGGCCUACACGAAUCUCGGGGUGCUCGAGCUGCGAAAGGGCAACGUCGAGGCGGCCAGGGCAAACUUUCGGACCGCGCAGACGCACGCGCCGCAGAUGUACGAGCCCUUUUACAACGGCGCGCUUCUUGCCUACAACCUCGGCGAGUUCCAGGAGGCCUUCGAGCUUGCUCAAAAGGCGCGGGAUGCCUUCCCCGACCACACCGAUACGCUGGAGCUGCUCGGGCAGCUCAACCAGCAGUUGCGGCUUUGA